AUGGGCAACCAAACUUCCGAAACUUUGAAGCAGAAGUUCGAAGCUUCCAUCAGUCAGUGGAUGAAGCAAGUCCAUGAGGCAGAGGAGGAAGCUGCACUUGUUCAGGGCCUCGCGAAAGAGGUGGCAGAUGCAACGAUGCUCUCCUGCGAGGCGCGGCAGGCCGUCGGGAAGAUCCUGGCGUCGCCCUACGUCCACUUGCGAAGGCCUCGCAGCCGCAUCCGUGAGGCUGCAAAGGCAGCCCCCGAUUUCUGCAUCGCUGCGCGCUGGCUGGGGGAGCACUUCGGUAUACUGGAGUGGACGGAGCUCCCCGGCGGCUUCUCAUGGGUGGAGGUGGAGGACACCUUUGACCAUGGUCCCAAGAGCGACCUGAAGCCUCUAAGGAUGGCACCGCCAGUCGUCCUGGGCCUCCUUUGCUGGCAGCGCCGGGAGCCGUGCAUGCCGCCGCUCAGCGCAACAAACGCGGUGGCCACCAAGGGCGUGGCGCAAGCUGCGAGCAUGUCCAGCGAAGUUCCCAGGAGCGGCAACAGUUCCACAAGUUCUGUGCAGCCCGAGCCAGCGCAGGAGCUGUCGGCAAACGACCCCAACGUCCGACUCUGCAGCGACAUUGCCAGGCUGAAGGCCGUGGACUUAGCAGACGUCGACCCGGUGAGCAGAAGCUGGAUACGCGACAGACCGGUGGAUGAGACCACUCGAUCUCUGCAGCAGACAGUGCAAGGGGCCGUUAAGCGGCUUGCCGCCGACUUGUACAGCACGGAGACCCACUUCCUCCUGGAGCUGCUGCAGAACGUCGACGACUGCAGGUUCGUGGCAAACGAGGUUCCCCGGCUUCGCCUGCUUCUGGAGGACAGCAGGCAGGAGUACUCCCAGCUCACGAGCUUGGCCGAG
Molecule: messenger RNA, 885 nt
Organism: Symbiodinium natans
Lineage: Eukaryota; Dinophyceae; Suessiales; Symbiodiniaceae
Source: the annotation of a GenBank genome assembly